AUGGCUGCAGGGGAAUGGCAUUGUGAGAAAUGGGAUUAUCUAAAGAAUGAAUCUUUUACGAAAGGCAUCGGUAAUGUGCCAGAAACUGGGUGUCUCUCUAUCAUUGUUCUCAGUGUUUCUGGUGAUCUUGCCAAGAAAAAGACGUUCCCUGCGUUGUUUAACCUUUAUCGUCAGAUUUUAGUAGGAUUCCACCGCUGGUAUACAGGUGAGGAAUCUCGCAUGCUCUAUGCCUACGAUGUGAUUAAUGGUUUUGCUGCUUAUUUAUCACCUGAGGAAGUGAAGGCAAUGGAAAAGAUUCCUGGAUUCUACUUGGCCAAAGGUGGUGGAUUGGGUUCGAACAAAAAAAUGGGAUUCCAGAAAGGUAAAGGUGUGAUUACGACAGUAUCAAUGAGUGAAUCAAUGAGGAAAGCAAGGUCUCAUAGCAAAACACAGGAGGCAAAUUUAGGUGAAGAAACCAACAGCAGCAACUGA
Molecule: messenger RNA, 471 nt
Organism: Fraxinus pennsylvanica
Lineage: Eukaryota; Viridiplantae; Streptophyta; Magnoliopsida; Lamiales; Oleaceae
Source: the annotation of a GenBank genome assembly